UAAAAAAAAAAAAAAAAAAAAAAAUUAGUAGUACUACAUGUCUUGAUCACAACUCAAUACAGUAGUAGUAUUUAUUUGCCCACAGCUAGCCACAUGGAGUUAAAAUUAAAACUCUAAAAAUAGGCGCACAACACAACCCAUUCUUGUAGGAGUACAUUUUAUAUUAGCUCAUGCCUGGGAGUUGCGGUUAGUCAGAAUUAGAAGGAGGAAAGAGAAGAAGGGAAUUAGUUUUUUUUUUAAAAUUUGUUUUAGAGUUUUGAGAAUUCUUGGAAAUGGUGAAAAGAGUGAUGAACAUGUACUAGGCCUUUGGUUUCUUGAAUUCUAGUUCUAUUAUGGAACAAAAUAAUUGUUGUUUUCUUCAUCAUUACACAAGAAGACAAUGCCAAUGUUGUACACUAACACAACAAAUACAGACAGAUUUAGAGGAAGAAGAAACAAGAAACUGUUUCAAUUCCACAAGAGUUGUUAUGGCUUCUAGCUGUUCCAAGAUUUCACCAAUCAUUUCCAUUUUUGUUUUCUUUCUCUUCUCUGUUUGUUCUGUUUUGUCACUAGAAACAGAAAACUUCCACUUAGCCAACCAAACUUUUAAGCCAGGUGAUGAACUUCAGAAGAUGAAAAUGAUUAAAUCUCAUCUCAUGAAAAUCAAUAAGCCUUCCCUCAAGACAAUUCAGAGCCCUGAUGGAGAUAUUAUAGAUUGUGUAUUAUCUCAUCAACAACCAGCUUUCGAUCACCCUCAUUUGAAGGGCCAAAAACCAUUGGAACCACCUGAGAGGCCAAAAGGGCACAACUCAAAUUCUAUGGAAUUCGAAAAUUUCCAGCUUUGGUCCUUGUCUGGAGAAACAUGUCCAGAAGGAACAAUUCCAGUACGAAGAACAAAAGAACAAGACAUUCUAAGAGCUAGUUCCAUUCGAAGAUUUGGUCGAAAAAUUAGAAGACCAAUUCGUAGAGACACUACUAAUAAUGGCCAUGAGCAUGCAGUAGGAUAUGUAACUGGAGAGCAGUAUUAUGGAGCAAAAGCAAGUAUAAAUGUGUGGGCACCUAAAGUUACCAACCAAUACGAAUUCAGUUUAUCUCAAAUGUGGGUUAUUUCUGGUUCAUUUGGUGAUGAUCUCAACACCAUUGAAGCUGGUUGGCAGGCAUGUUCUUAUUUCUUUCUUCACUUUAUAAUCGAUAGAGUAGUAUAUUUCUUUUUCUGCUGUGCANUUCAGACCAAUAAUAAAAUAGCAAUUGGGGCAGCAAUUUCUCCAACAUCCUCUUAUAAUGGUGGCCAAUAUGAUAUCAGCAUCUUGAUUUGGAAGGAUCCAAAGCAUGGACAUUGGUGGCUGGAAUUUGGAUCAGGAGUAUUGGUAGGAUAUUGGCCAUCAUUUUUAUUUACACAUCUUAGGAGUUCAGCAAGUAUGAUACAAUUUGGAGGUGAAAUUGUGAAUAGUAAAGGAGGCAAUGGAUUUCACACAUCCACACAAAUGGGAAGUGGUCAUUUUGCUGGAGAAGGUUUUGGAAAAGCUUCUUACUUUCGGAAUUUACAAGUCGUCGAUUGGGAUAAUAGUUUAAUACCAUUGUCUAAUCUCAAAGUCUUGGCUGAUCAUCCUAAUUGUUAUGAUAUUCAAGGUGGGAUUAAUCGUGUUUGGGGUAAUUAUUUUUAUUAUGGAGGACCUGGAAGAAACCAACGUUGUCCUUAAAGAGAUAAAAGAGAGUAAAUGCUUCAAAUUUUCAUUUUUACUUUUUGGUUCUUAGUUUUCGGUGAUUGGGGUGUACUUUUUAUUCUUUUCAUUGUAUUCUUAAGCUUAACAAGUGGUCAAUUAAAUUAGUUAUACCACCUUAAACUAGGGGAGUCGUGUAAAUUUUGGCAAAGAGAAUAGUGAAUAUAAUAUAUAGUAUGUUUAUUGCUGUGUUAA
Messenger RNA from Nicotiana tabacum (common tobacco), 1895 nucleotides. Lineage: Eukaryota; Viridiplantae; Streptophyta; Magnoliopsida; Solanales; Solanaceae. The record is from RefSeq and is a predicted model, not a curated record.